GUUCUUGGCACAUCAGGAGCGUCACAUAUCCACUCACUGUCCAUGCAGCCGCCGGCCAGUUGCCUUGUUGGGUGUUGCUGACAGUCGCAAACUCGCACGCCGACAAUAAUGGACGAAGGGAGACGGCGCAACAAUUCUUCCUGGAACAGGGGUUCGAUCUCCACCACGAACCGCAUGCGGCACUAUGAGAACCAGAACACCCAUCCCGCGAUGCUCUUCUUCAACUGCAUCGCGCUGAGUCUGUCCGUAAGCAUGACGCUCAUGGCGUGUGCGACGGUGUUUCGCUGGGCCACGGUGCGCAAGAGCCCGAACCACGGCACGCUCUUCAUGGUGUUUUUCAGUCUUGGGAUGUGGGCUAUGGCGAAACUCGUCCUCCUGGUGCUGGUGGAGACGUUGUCGGGCAGAGAUAUGUGGAUCGGCCGGCCACCAGUCAUGUAUGCCACGUUGGUAUCCGAUCUAUUCUUCAACGCAACGUCCCUCUGGUUCAUCUUUGCCACGUACGAGUUCCAGCGGUGGGUGUGGCGGCGGCGGCAGCAUACCCGCUACGUCCUCGUGCGCUACCAACUAGUCGUCGUCGCGAUCUGCAUUGCGCAUGCAGUGUCGUUGAUCGUUGUGGACCGGCAGAACCCUCCUUCGUCGUCGUAUGGGUGGAGACGACUGAACAACACGACACCAUCGACACCUGGUGCCCCGCCGCCAUCUCGGGCGCCGCGGAGGUCGCGCCCAACGCUCGACCUGAUGGAGUACUUGUUCUGGACCAUAUAUAGCAUUCGGUGGCUGGCGGUCCUGUACAUCGUGGUUGUGGGUCUGGUCUUUUCCUGUCGAAAGGAAUAUGACGGCGCCCACUACAGCGGAGACCAACACAAACACAUGCACCGAUCCAGGUCGAGCCAACUGUUUGUGCUGCUGCUGCUCCUGCUGAAUCUGCCGUAUCUGGUGCUUGAGCCGCUGUUCGAUUUUGGCAUCCUGGACAAGGCCACGAUGCUCAUCGUGUUCAGCCUCUCCAAGUGCGCCAUGUACCUGUCUGGCGUUGGCAUGGUCAACCUACUGGGCCUGUACUUGACGGAUUUUGAUGCACUGUAUACGAUCAAGGACGUGCCUGCGACGCGAACGCCGUCGGCAUUUGUCGUGUUUGACAACAGCCAACACAACAAACCUACGCUCGUGCUCACAAGGUCCUAACGUCGCAUAUAUGCUGCUGUACUUGUACUGCCAUUACAUGUCAGAUCAGCAAUAGUCUCAGCGUUGUGAAAACGAAAUACAGAUAAUAACGUUAACUACAUAUAUGAAAAAACAUCUACUUCGAA
Molecule: messenger RNA, 1307 nt
Organism: Aphanomyces astaci
Lineage: Eukaryota; Oomycota; Saprolegniomycetes; Saprolegniales; Verrucalvaceae
Exons: 1
Coding region: 109-1182 (357 amino acids)
Source: RefSeq, a predicted model, not a curated record